Symbiodinium sp. CCMP2456 is the source of this 1506-nucleotide messenger RNA. The record is from the annotation of a GenBank genome assembly. Lineage: Eukaryota; Dinophyceae; Suessiales; Symbiodiniaceae.
AUGGACCCUACUCUUUCGAGCGACGCCGUCGCCAUUGCAGAGGGUGGCGGCACCUCGCCGGCUGCGAGGCUCUUGACGUCCGGCGUCGGUGCUCGCCCGCUGACCCUUCCCAGCAGCUGGACGGCCAAACAUGUGAGACUCGCCAGCUUGCCCUACGAACCUGUCUGCACCGAAAACUUGACCCCGUGGCUGAAACUGCUGCCCUGUGGCCGACACAGAGGCCUAGCCGCGCUCCUUGCGUCGCUGGUGCUUCCGGCAGCAGAGGCUCCCUUGCUGUCCUUGUCCUUGGUCACCACCCGUGACGAGUUGUCGACAGUCAUCUCGGCGUCGUUGGAUGUGGUACUGCCCAGCUCUAGCGAGGACAGAGCGGCCAGCUUGCCAGACUGGCUGAAGAGCUUCACAGAGCGCCAAGUUGACCACUGUCCUGCAGCCGCUUCGUCUGAGAUUGCCUUGUGGUCGCCUGGAGACGUGCCGGAGAUCAUCCAGAGGUUAGCAGAGUCGCGGGUGCAGCCCGCAGGGCCCGGAUUUCGUGGGCAGGUGUCAGUCUUCCCAACGAGAGUGCUGAGCCAAGUGGAGAACAUGGCUCAGCUUUUCAUGGGUUUUCCAGAGGAAGCCCGCACCACGAGCAAGGGCUUACGAGUCAUGCGCGACAUGCUCUCACAGGAAGGCCGCAGUGAGCGAACACAUGGCCGCUACCUACUGCGAUUGAGCAAUCAUGGAACGGGUCGCCACGUCCGUUUCCUGGACCAGCUCCCGUUCUUCAUCAGGCCUCUAUGGCACACGAUCCGUGCGGUGUGGCGUAGCGACAACUCCGACGAGGUUUUGGAGCUUGCUGGGGCAGAUGCCUUGAGACACCUCGCGUUGACGUUCACAGCAUCGGACGGCUUGCGGUCACCGACCGACCUUUCCCUUACUGUUGACCUUUCACCUGGAAGCUCCGUGAGCGUUUUCCUGGAUGUCCUGAAGAACUUCAUCCCCUUUCGCGAGUUUUCCUAUGCUUGCGAGAAGGGCUUUGAUGUUGCUGGCGCGGUGUGGCUGGAUGCGGACCUUGACGUCGCUGGUUCAGGAGCUGUCGGCUCAAACAUCAUCGCACCCUUGGGUCCGUCCCUAGGGCAAGAGGCUCAACCUGGGAGGAAUUGGAGGCUGCAUUUCACCGAGGGUAUGCUGGUGAUGGUACCGAUGCCGGAUUUCAGCAUGCCGUUCAAUGUCAUCGCCCUUUCCUCAACUGCAGUGACCUUCUUCUUUGGCUCCGUCUUCCGCAUCACGGCAGCGGGCCGGCAGGCCCACUGGUGCACGGAGAGUGGGAGCAAGAAGCGUGCCCUACACCCCGUGCAGGUGCUAAUCCUCUGUAUCAUUGCAGGGGCCGUUGCCCUGAAUGCCGUGACCCCGGAGCAGCUUGCGCAGUUUCGGGCCGUGCUGCCCGAGGCUGGUGGUUAUGGGCCUGAGUUUUUCGGCUACGUGGUCGCGGCCAAGGACAAGGUGGACAGCAUCCUCUCCAAGCGCUGA